UUCGGUCUUCCCCUUCCCCUAUCUUCAUCUCGUUUAUAUAUAAAGCCCUCAUUUUUUUCAAUUCUGAAGAAAGUUGCAAAAUCAAUCAAAUAAAGUAAUUAAACUUUCUUCCCCUAUCCACUGAUAUAUUCUGCUCCAGUCAAUCUCAAGAUUUAUAAAUUCAAGCCAGUAAUCAAUCUCACUCUCUUUGUGUAUGCCAACAUGAAAGCUACAAAAGCAGCCGCAACUAAAAAAACACCGGCGGGAAGGAAACCUGCCGCUGCCAAAGCCGCUCCUGAUUCUGCCACCGAGGAGACACCGGUUCCAAAAACCCUAGGCUACGCCAAGCAGACACAAAAUAACGACAUGACACCGUUGCCAACUACCGGUUCUGAUUCAAAACUUGAACAAUCACCAGUUGAAGGAAACAAUAUACAUAUGGACGUGAGCAUGGCGACGCUGGAUACUACGAAGCCACUUCCGAUUAAGAAGAAGGUUGUGAGGAGAGUGAUCAAGGUAGUGAAGAAAACCCCUGCUAAUGCAAAAGCUCUUUUGGAGCAAACCUCGACAACUGUGGUUGCUGCGAAGUCUAAUGUUGAAGAAAGGGAAAAGGAGGAGGAACUUGCUGUUGAUAAUGUUGGAGAAUCUAUAAAGAAGGAAGGACUUGCAAUGGGAGUGGAAGAAUCUAAGGAGGAAAGUGUGGAAGAACCUGUAGUCGAUUCUAGGAAGGAGGUUGAAGCGGUUAAUGUUAGGGUUGGGGGGUCUGUUAAAAGGGAACGAACUGUGGUGGAUAUACCUGCUGAUGAGGUUGCGGAGGUAUCUAAGAAUGAAGAACCUAACAGAGUGGGAAAGGGGGUUAACGAGGGUGAGAAGAAAGACGUGGGCGAUGAAGUGGAGGCCAGAAAUGAGGCUGUUAAGAUGGAAGGAAGUAUGGAGGAACAGGUUCGAAGAGAAGAGACUCAACACGAGCAAGAUGAGUAUGGUGGUGAUGACGGUUAUGAGGAGUAUGGAGAUAGAGUGGACUUUGAAGAUCCUGUUGAGGAUGACUUUGAAGAUCCAGAUGAGCCUGUUGAAGAAGCUGAUGCAAUGGAAGAGGAACACAGAGAACUAACAGCUGUUGCAAAGGAGCGUAAGAUUAAGAAAGAAUAUGAGAUAUUUGUUGGUGGAUUGGAUAGGGAUGCUACAGAGGAGGAUUUGAGAAAGGUUUUUGAGAAGAUUGGUGAAGUAGUUGAAGUUCGAUUACACAAAAAUCUUUCAACAAAUAGGAAUAAGGGAUAUGCAUUUGUGAAAUAUGCAAACAAGGGGCAUGUGAAACGCGCUUUGUCUGAAAUGAAAAACCCUGUGAUUCGUGGAAAGCGAUGUGGGACAGCACCAAGUGAGGACAAUGAUACAUUGUUCUUGGGGAAUAUAUGCAACACAUGGACAAAGGAAGCUAUAAGACAAAAGUUGAAGGAUUAUGGCGUUGAAGGUGUUGAGAACAUCACUGUUGUACCAGAUGCUCAACAUGAAGGGAGAAGUCGUGGUUUUGCAUUUCUUGAGUUUGCUUGUCAUACUGAUGCAAUGCUUGCUUACAAGCGGCUUCAGAAGCCUGAUGUUGUAUUUGGUCAUCCAGAGAGAACUGCCAAAGUGGCAUUUUCUGAACCUAUACGUGAGCCUGACCCUGAAAUUAUGGCUCAGGUGAAGACUAUAUUUCUUGAUGGCCUUCCUCCUCACUGGGAUGAAGACCAUGUUAGGGAUUGUGUGAAAGGUUAUGGGGAGAUUGUACGAAUUGUCCUGGCACGGAAUAUGUCAACCGCCAAGAGAAAGGAUUUUGGAUUCGUCGACUUCUCUACGCAUGAAGCUGCAGUCGCUUGUAUUGAAGGAAUAAAUAAUAGAGAAUUUGGAAAUGGUAACACAAAGAUGAGAGUUAAAGCGAGGCUGUCAAAUCCAUUGCCAAAAACUCAGGCUGUGAAAGGUGGAAUGUGUGGUGGCUUUCGAAUUGGUCAUUCUGGAAGUGGAAAUUAUUUAAGAUCUGGAAAGGGUUUUGGGCGGGGCGGGCAUCAUUCAAACUGGGUGAAUUUUCAACGUGGUAGGGGUUUCUAUCAACGAGAACUUGGUCAAACUAGUAGAAUGGGUCCCCGUGAGUAUGACUAUAAUGAUCGAUAUGACAUGCUUCCUGGGAGGCAAGGAGGAAGAAGGGGUUCUUUCAGAGGAGGUUAUCAAACAGCUACUAGAGGUAUGGCUGCUGGGCCAUCAAGAUCUAAUAUCAAUCGAGCUUGGCACGAGAUCCCUGAGCGAGGACAUAGGGGCUAUGUUUCUUCAAGGGGGCAACCAUUUUCUCCUGAAGAAUCCUUUGACAGACGUUUCAAUGGAAGGCACUUUGAUGACCCCUAUUUUUAUGAUGAUGGACCACAUGGGAUGAAGCGGCCAUUUUACAUGACUGACCAAGAUCCUGACUACAUGGAACCUAGUAGGCUUCGACCCCGGUUAGAUUACUCUGAUCCUCGAUUAGAUUAUGUUGACCCAGCAGCUUCAUUUCGUGGGACACAUUAUCGCGAUACCUAUGGAGCAGCCAGUGAUCCCUACUUUCAUGAAUAUCGUGGUUCUGAUUAUGCUUCAUAUCCACCUUAUUAUGGGAGCGACCAUUCAUAUGGUGGUGGUUACCGCUAUUAGGCACAGUCAAAUCUGGUGGGCUUGGAAAACCAGGACGCUAAAAAUUGAUGAUAGGCAAAUGGCUUGGUGUUCAGAAACUAGUUGAAGUUGCCUUUACUCUAUCUUUUCCUUAUCUUGUAUUGUUCUUUGUGAUUCCCUUCAAAUUCUCUCCCUGUGAAAAUUUUCGUUGCAGUAUCCGGAGACUUUUUGUCUAGUUUAGGGUAUAUCUUCAAAGGGCAUAGAUUAAGCAAGUAAAAUUCUCUCUAUAUUUUGGAGAUUGGAAUAGAUAUUUAUCCCUUUGAUCUAGGCAUGAACUGCUUGAGGACUUACAUUAUGAGGUUGUUCUAUAGUUUAGUUUUUGGUUCUGUUUAUGUUCCUGAAUUUUGGAUGAAAAAUUGAUGCUGAUGAUGUUUAAUUUUGAAGCCAAAACAUAACAGAUUGGUGACUAUGGUUUAUGGAAGUGCAAAGUUUCAAAUCAAGGUUUUUCUUGUAGUGAUGGAGGUGAAGCAGUUAAUACUGAGCAUGCUGGUUCUAGCUUUGUGGAGAUUUCUUGAAAUUUUUGAAAGAGAAAUGGAAAGGUUUAGACCUUCUAUGCCUAAUUUAUAGGAAUUGUAAAUCCAAAUCGUAACAUCUUGUGUGGCUUUAUUUUGAAAAUUGGAAGGGAUUUGUGCCCCAUAAAACUUAAUGGUUAUUUAGUAUGCCAAUGACUGGUUCCCUUGGAUAUGAUCUGGCUGUUCAUUCAACAUAUAUGCACCUAUUGCCAAAGCAAAACUGCUGGGAAUUGCAUUUUAUUUGAAGGUGCAUUGCACCGAAGAUGAAAUUAAGAUUUUGAACACAUUUCAUUUAAUUAUUAUUUUACUAGGAGAACUAGCAAUUGGCUUGGUCCAUAAUAUAUUUUGAUUCGUCAGUAGCAUAAGAUUUAUGUAUUUUGAGAGUGAUCCUUUAUGGUAUCUUUACAUAACAGAAUCAUUUGUUGGGUUGAGAUUGAAACUGACAGUUUGUGUGGUGAUAAGAUCUGUCUUUCAAGGUGAAUUGAUUCGUAAGCUUAAACUGUCACUUAUUGUGAUAGUUACUGUUUACAAGCUUUGGAUUGAUGGAGAAAUGGCAUUGGUGUGCCUACAAGAAAAUAUAUGAUGGUGUUUCAUAUGUGCCUCUUAAACUUCACUGGUUGAGUUGUGUUUCAAAGCUUACAAGCAUUUUUCAAUGGUGGUAAUGGCCUACAGUUCUCUGUAUCACAAUGAUACGUGGCAUAGAAUCCUAAAUGUGGAAAUUGUGGUUAUAAAGAUGAAGGUUCUUAUAUUAUGCUCAAUCAUGUUGUAGCCCAUGCUAAAGUUGUUUUAGAUCCUUGAUAAUCCAAAUAUUUGUUGAAUGUUUAUGCUCUGCCAUGUACUUAGAAAGUGGUAGCUGCCAAUUGCAAUGAGGUGUCCCGACUUGAAACAAUGAUUAAGUCCUGUAUUUCCUGUUAGGAUAUUGUUAUAAUGAUGAAGUUGAUUGUGCAAGUUGGGAUUAUACUACCAUUCGGUUACUUUUUUUGUUUUGUCAGAAGUGCAGGAAAUAAUAUUUUGAAUCAUAGAGAUUGCAUUGAUUUUAGUGGGGCUGGGAGUUGAUUUAUGUUUGUUGUCAAUUGGUUUCCUGUAGAAAACUGUGUUAGAAUAUGCAUUGACCUUGGGAUUUCCUUCAAUCAAAACCAAAAUAUUAGGUAUUUCCUUGUUGAUAAAUCUUUUAUUUUUUUGCCUCAAAUUUUUCUUGUCGGGCAGAUAUGUGGAUCUGGUGCCAUUUUGUGAUAAUACUUGGUUAUCACUUGGUGGUUAGGAUUUUGUAUUUCUGUAUUAGAAGAUAAGAUGCUCCAUGCUAUAAAAUGAUUCCAUUUUUAGAAACUGUACUUGCAGCAGACACAUGAUAGUUCUACCAAAAAAUGGGAGUAGCCUUUUCUUUUAAUGUUGGAGGUAUGUUGAUGACUGGUUAAUUUUUGCCUAUUUA
Messenger RNA from Populus euphratica (Euphrates poplar), 4590 nucleotides. RefSeq lists its product as uncharacterized. Lineage: Eukaryota; Viridiplantae; Streptophyta; Magnoliopsida; Malpighiales; Salicaceae. Bases 202 to 2631 code for a protein of 809 amino acids. The transcript is spliced from 11 exons. The record is from RefSeq and is a predicted model, not a curated record. Gene Ontology annotation, molecular function: RNA binding.